This is a messenger RNA of Tachysurus fulvidraco (yellow catfish), 4381 nucleotides long. RefSeq names its product frizzled class receptor 6 (gene fzd6). The record is from RefSeq and is a predicted model, not a curated record. Gene Ontology annotation, molecular function: Wnt receptor activity; Wnt-protein binding. The transcript has 7 exons. Gene Ontology annotation, biological process: canonical Wnt signaling pathway; non-canonical Wnt signaling pathway. Gene Ontology annotation, cellular component: plasma membrane. The coding region runs from base 413 to 2326 and encodes 637 amino acids. Lineage: Eukaryota; Metazoa; Chordata; Actinopteri; Siluriformes; Bagridae.
CAACCCGGCCACUAGAGGGCGUCUGAGACAUUUUAGCUUUUUUUUCCUCCAAUCUCUCUCUUGUUGUCCUAUAUCUACUUUGCACACUUUAAUGGUUUCUCGUUGAUUUUGUAGUUCGUUUAUCUCUAUUUCACAAGAAUUCCCUAAGUACGGAUCUGCGCCUGAAGUCAAACAGAAGAGUUUAAACUUUGUUUUUGAAGCUGUAGAGUGUGACCAGGAACAGGAAUUGACUAAUAAGUGAAUGAAUCUGGAUUGCUGUCACAAAGUCGAGGUGCAGCUUGUCUCCAUGGAUACGGCCAGAGCUUUUGUCCAAAAUCCAGCCAAAAUACUUUUCCCCUUGUGCUCUUGUUAAACGACUGAGCAAAUUUGUGUUUGUACAAUAGAGCUACAGAGUGUGGGAUAGCUAUUCACCAUGUGGACUCGCACCUGGCUCUGGCUUGGGGUGUGUGUGGUGCUACUGGACACAUGCCUGACACAUAGUUUGUUCACUUGUGAACCGGUGCAGGUGCAGUGGUGUCACAACAUGCCAUAUAACAUGACCUUCUUCCCUAACAUGCUUGAACACUAUGACCAGGACAUUGCUGCCAGCAAGAUGAAGCACUUCAUGCCACUGGUUAGUCUACACUGCUCGCCAAAUGUGCAUUUGUUCCUGUGCCAGGUCUUUGUUCCAGAGUGUACAGAGCAAACACAAGUGCGUCGGCCCUGUAGAGAGCACUGUGUGCGUGUCUUUUCUGACUGUGCACAAAAUAUGCACACCUUUGGCAUCACUUGGCCACUUGAGCUAUCAUGUGACAGGUUAAAGCCCUGUCACAUCUCUGCAGAUGAAUCUACCGAUCUACCUGCAAAAACAGCAUCAGCCAGUAAAGUACCAGCCAGUAGAGAUUUGGGCUUCUGGUGUCCCUUACAGCUGAAGACCCGUCCUGGUCAGGCUUCCUCCUUCCUGGGUGCUCAGGACUGUGCUCCUCCAUGUGACAAUAUGUACUUCAAAUCACAUGAGCUUGAGCUGGCCAAGAUGUUUAUCGGCAUCUGCUCAAUUGUUUGCUUGUGUGCCACACUAUUUACUUUCUUCACCUUCCUCAUUAAUGUCAAGCGUUUCCGGUACCCAGAGCGGCCAAUCGUCUUCUAUGCUAUAUGCUACAGCUUUGUGUCUCUCAUCUACUUUAUCGGAUUCCUGCUGGGUAAUGAGGCAGCAUGUAACAAGCCCACCAUGCCUGGCACUGUAUCCACAGUGCUGCUGGGGAGCCAGAGCAAAGUCUGUACACUGCUCUUUAUGAUGCUCUACUUUUUCUUCACUGCUGGAAUGGUCUGGUGGGUAAUUCUCACAAUCACCUGGUAUCUUGCAGCAAGGCCCAAAUGGAGCUGUGAGGCCAUUGAGAAGAAGGCUGUGUGGUUCCAUGCAGUGGCCUGGGGCCUCCCGGGCAGCCUUACUGUCAUUCUGCUGGCCCUCAAUAAGGUGGAGGGGGAUGGCAUCAGUGGUGUGUGUUUUGUUGGCCUAUAUGACCUGACAGCCCUGAGAUGGUUUGUGCUGGCUCCGCAGGCUCUCGGUGUGAUAGCUGGACUCUCACUCCUCCUCGCCGGCAUUGUUUCACUUAACCAUGUGCGACAAGUGAUACAGCAUGAUGAGCGCAACCAGGAGAAGCUGAAGAAGUUCAUGAUACGUAUAGGUGUGUUCAGCGGCCUGUACCUACUUCCUCUGCUCACUUUGCUGGCCUGCUAUGUGUACGAGCAGGCCCUGCGGAACAGCUGGGAAAACACCUGGAUUAAUGAACACUGUCAGGAGUAUAGCAUCCCCUGCCCCUACAGAAGGAUUGAAGCUGCUCGACCAGAACUAGCUCUGUUCCUGAUAAAAUACCUGAUGACACUUGUAGUGGGGAUCUCAGCUGUUUUCUGGGUUAGCAGUAAGAAGACCUGGUCAGAGUGGGUCUACUUUUUCAGCAGAACACGCAAGGAAGACCCUGUCAGUGAGAGUUGGCGUGUCUUGCAGGAGUCUUGUGAAUUCUUCUUGAAGCACAACAGCCGUGUACAGCAUAAGAAAAAGCACUGCAAGUCCAGCUCACACAAGCUGAAGGUCAUCUCAAAGUCCAUGGGCACCAAUACCAGUGCUCAAACAACCAACACCCCUAACCAUCACUUAGCUUUCACGACUAGCAACUUCAAGGGCACAGCUGCUUCAGGGUCUGACAUGCAGGGUUCAUCUAAAUCCUCUGUACAGGAGCAGGCGGCGUCUGGAAAGAUGUCUAGCCAGAGCAUCAAGGAGCAAAAGAGCAGCAAAUCUGGCAGUUCCAUAAGAGUUAUUGGCACUGGGGAGCCUCUGCAGAGCCUCUAAAUUAUUGAUGUGUUUUAACAGCAGGGGUGUCAAACACACAGCCUAAAAUAAAGUGAUUGUCUGAGCCUUUGUAAAACUGAAUUUCGUAUCAUUGUUACCUGGUUUAAACCAAUAAAAUUGACACACUAGAUUGUUUGCUAGAUAGACGUCAUUCCCUUUGGUUAAGCUUAUCCUAAAAUGACUUUUUUUUGCUAAUAUUAUAAAUUAUUUAUUACAUGACAAUGGAUUUAUAUAUUGUAUAAUAUAAUUGUUUUUGCAAUUUUAUGAAAGCCACACGAGGACAUGCCUUAAAUUUAUUUAUCAUGGAUAGGUUUUUACUCUGCUUCAUGCGGUUCCUAGGAACAUACAAUCACUGUUAUGAGAUUACUCUUAUGGAUUAUACUUAAUAAGCACAAGCUCUUAAAGAUGUUGAUGGACUAAGUGUAAUGUGGCCUAAUGAGUUUGACAUCCCUGCUUUAUAGCAUAAAUCCGGUCAAAAAACAAAAUCUGCUAUCUUUUGAUUUGUUUGUUUUAGACUUAAGAUAAGUUAUGUGAUGACAAAUUUACCAUGCAAGUCAGAUUUACUUCACAUUCAUUGACUUUGUAAGACAUUGUAGUCAUUACAGCAACUGUUAAUUGUUUGUUUUCAAUUUGAAAGCACUGUUAUUAGCUGACCAGUGCAUGGGUUCUGUGCACACAUUGCCCAGACCUAUUAGUUUUACAUCCAGGUUCCUUCAGUUUUUGUUUUAUUUUGUUUUGGGUUCUGUUUUUUUUUUUCUGAAUCAAUUCCUAAAUGAAAUUUACACUGGAUUGGAAGGGUAUUAACACUGUGGAGUUUAAAUAUUUCUGUCAGUCAUUUAGUCUACAGCUUAUAUUGUUUAUUUAUCUAAACAUCUAUUUUCGUCUUUUAACUAACCUUGAAAACGAUUACAUUUGUUAUAGUUGUGCAGUAUAAAUUGUAUUACUUAUAUAGUUUUUAAAGAUGAAAUCACAGAAUUGCACAAUGCUUUUCAACAAUGAUAUUUUUUGUUCAGCUCAAUACAGGCAUUGUGUUUAUUCUUGACAUUCAUUAGGAGCAUAAAUUGUAUGGUCAUUUCUAGUUAAAGUUAAAACACAGCAUGCAAUACACCCGGUACGGGAUGCAAGUCUAUUGCCCGGCAUCACACACACUAGCCAUUACAUUCACACCUAGAAUCGAUUUUAAAUUGCUAAUCCACCUCCUGGCGUUAUUUUGGCAGGUGGCGGGACACCAAGAUGUUAAAAAAUACAUAGACGUAAACAGCAACACUAUCUGAUGUACCUGCACAACAUAAUGCAACUUCUGUUUUCUUUUGUUGUCCAUGAAUUAUGAGACAAUUUUUUAAUUUCAAAAAGCUGGAUUUUACUGGAUUUCUCUUAUUUUUCUUAGUUCGUACCUUGUUUCUAGUAUCAUUAUAAUGUUACAGUAGUCAUUUCAGAAAUAACACUUUUUUUAUCAUAGCAAGUUUAUAAUUCUGUACUACCAUCUGUUUUUAAUCCUGUUCCUGAAUACACGUUAAAUGAUCUGACACUAUACAUUUACUAUAUUGUUUGAGCUAUUUUAAAGUAUUUGUUACUGAAAGAACCUACACAGAGUUUUAAUGCACCGGCGCAUUAAAUACAGGUCAUUACUAAAUGCUUAUUAAUAUCUAGCAAAUAUUUAGCAAAACUUCCUGAUACACAUCCUAAUAAAGCUACAUUCUUUUCAAGGAAUGUAUAUAUUUGAAAUGAUAAAUUUGCCAAAUGAGAUGUUUAUUUAUGUGGUAGAGGGGGAAAGGGUGUUUAAUGUAAGGUAGGACAUUUGCUGGUGCUCUGUGACUUUGUGGCAUAGUGUGAAAGAAGAAAUGGAUUUAUCUCGUUUUCAUAUUUUCUCUGAAUUUUUUGUUGAAUGUUGGUAUUUUUUUGUCUGAAUGUUGGUAUUUUGCAAAAUAUAUAUUUUUCAAUCAGUAUGUAUUCAAUUUACUUUUAUAUCUUGGACUUUGCAUAUGAUACGUGUUGCUAUAAACGUUCUAAACAAAAUGUUUUUUUAAUAAAAGAAACAAAGCCUUCAAUUUAAAA